Dendrobium catenatum is the source of this 1832-nucleotide messenger RNA. Its product is annotated as probable E3 ubiquitin-protein ligase LOG2. NCBI's taxonomy places the organism in Eukaryota, Viridiplantae, Streptophyta, Magnoliopsida, Asparagales, Orchidaceae. The coding region runs from base 382 to 1470 and encodes 362 amino acids. Gene Ontology annotation, molecular function: ubiquitin protein ligase activity. The record is from RefSeq and is a predicted model, not a curated record. The transcript has 3 exons. Gene Ontology annotation, biological process: protein ubiquitination.
AACGAACGACGAGUCUGGAAAGCAUUGGGCGCUCCAAAAGGCUUUCCACGGAUUGAUCUGUCCUUCUUGGUGGAGAUUUACGCAGCAUUCCAUUAUCGCAAUCAAAGUUGGCUCGUCUUCCACAUAGCUUCUAACUAUCAAUUUUCCUGAAGUGGGGCUUUCGUUUUCAUGGCGCCUUUUCGAUUGUUUUUUGUUCUUUUUGGAAUUAUUGGGUGCUGGCGGAGUAGGCGGGAUUCGAUCUUGGCAAUCAAUGCUUCCAAAGACUUUCAAGCGAUUUCACGGGGUUUGGCCCGUACAACUGUAAUGCUUUUUGAUUUGAUGAUCCCUGCAACCUAAUCCGUGCACUCCAAGCCACAGAGCGAGAGAGGGAGAGUGACGGGAAUGGGUAACGUGGGAAGUAGCGGAGGCAAUGGUCGCCGGAGAAACCAGAGUCAUAAUCACAACACCACGGCCAGCCUUCCACCGCCUCAGCAGGCUGAGGUGCCGGCCGGUAAUCGUUAUAUAUUUGCUGCGGUUAUGCCAUACGGUCAAUAUCCAAACCCUAAUACUCUACAGUACUACCAUUUACCCCCACCUCAGACGCUGUUCACCCAGCUGCCGGCGCCGUUAGAUCAUCACCACCGAAGCAGUGGUGAUCACCCUGCUUACCAACAGGGAUGGAGGAAUCCCUACAGCCCAGCACCAUCGCCGCGGACUCCUGUGGUUGAGCACCAGAAAGCGGUGACGAUAAGGAAUGAUGUUAAUAUCAAGAAGGAGACUCUGAUGAUUGAGCCGGAUGAAGAGAAUCCCGGCAGGUAUCUUGUGGCCUUCACCUUUGAUGCCACUGUGGCCGGAAGAAUUACAGUUCUCUUCUUUGCCAAAGAAGGCUUUGAAUGUAACCUUAUGCCGAUGAAGGAGAGCUUGCUUGCUCCAGUGAUUAUUUCAUUCAAAGAUGGCCUUGGCCAGAAGUUCAAACAACCACCUGGAACUGGAAUUGACUUCUCAUUGUUUGAGGAAUUGGAAUUGGUAAAGGAAGGAGAAACAGAAGUUUACCCUUUGGCAAUUAAAGCAGAAGCAUGCCCAAUUGACAAACAAGGAUCUGCAGAAACUAACAACAUGAUAACUCCAAAUUCACAGAUAACACAGGCUGUUUUUGAGAAGAAGGAAAGUGGUGAAUACCAAGUCCAUGUGGUAAAGCAGAUCUUGUGGGUGAAUGGAACCAGAUAUGAGCUUCAAGAAAUCUAUGGCAUAGGCAAUUCUGUUGAUGGAGAUUUUGAUGGGAAUGAUGCAGGAAAAGAAUGCGUGAUUUGUCUUUCAGAACUAAGAGACACCACCGUCCUCCCAUGCAGGCAUAUGUGCUUGUGCAGUGACUGUGCAAAGGUUCUAAGGUAUCAGACAAACCGAUGCCCAAUAUGCCGGCAGCCCGUCGAUCGGUUGCUGGAGAUAAAGGUGAACUGCAGGGGUGAGGAUGAUGUACAACCUCAUUGUUAGGUCAGUUCAGACAGAAGAGAGAAGGAGAAACAACAUGAGCCACAACAAUGAAUGCUUAGCCCUACUACUAAAAUCAAAUUAAAUAAGAAAAAAAUUUGUAUCAAGAUAUUUUAGCCAAAAGUUGAUCAUGAUGAAUUUCAAAAUUAUUGAAUUUAUUUAUCUCAAAAUAAAUAUAAUAAAUUUGAAAUUCAUCAUAAUCAAUUAUUUGAUCAGAAUAUCAGACCAUAUUAUUCUAUUAAUAGGUCAAGGUUGAGUGAAAUUGUAUAUUCAAAAUUGUGAUAUUUUUAGUUAUUAGGAGACUGUUGUUUGUUUGAAAGAAUCUUAUUACUAAUGGAAGGAAGGUUUCCUUAAUUUGGUGAAAA